This is a messenger RNA of Ananas comosus (pineapple), 1329 nucleotides long. RefSeq names its product protein ORANGE, chloroplastic-like. NCBI's taxonomy places the organism in Eukaryota, Viridiplantae, Streptophyta, Magnoliopsida, Poales, Bromeliaceae. The record is from RefSeq and is a predicted model, not a curated record. Bases 75 to 1049 code for a protein of 324 amino acids. Gene Ontology annotation, cellular component: chloroplast membrane. The transcript has 8 exons.
AAUUUUAAAAACAUUAUAACAGAGGAAAAAAAAAACAAAAGAAGAAAGGAACACUCUAGGAGUUGGAGACAGCCAUGGCUACUUCUCCUUCUCCUUUUUCUUCCUCCUCGCCACCUCUCUCCGCCCUUCUCCCCCACCCUCGACUUUCUCCUCGGCCCAAAACCCUAAUCCUCUUCACCGAUCGCCGUCGCCGAAGCUCCGGAGCUCCUCAUGGAGACUCUAGAGCGGGAGGAGCCGGGAUUCGCUGUCGUUUCCGAGCGAUCGGAUGUUCGUCGCACGACGAAGCGAAUCCCGCCAUUGAUAACGCGCGGAGCUUUUGCAUUAUAGAAGGUCCAGAGACAAUCCAGGAUUUCGUUCAGAUGCAGGUGCAGGAAAUUCAAGAUAACAUCAGAAGCCGGCGAAAUAAAAUAUUUCUUCUCAUGGAAGAGGUUAGAAGACUGCGUAUACAGCAGCGCAUAAAGAAUAAAGAAUUUAUUGAGGAUGACAGUGAAGAAAAUGAGAUGCCCGAAAUGCCAUCGACUAUCCCAUUUAUCCCUCAUAUGACAUCAAAAACCUUAAAGCAACUCUACCUAACAUCGUUUUCUUUUGUAUCUGGGAUAAUUGUCUUUGGUGGCCUCCUUGCUCCGAUACUUGAACUGAAAUUAGGAUUGGGGGGUACUUCGUAUGAAGAUUUUAUACGUAAAAUGCACUUGCCUCUUCAACUAAGCCAGGUUGACCCCAUUGUAGCCUCCUUUUCUGGUGGCGCAGUUGGUGUUAUAUCAGCAUUAAUGUUGAUUGAAGUCAACAACGUUGAGCAACAAGAAAAGAAAAGAUGCAGAUAUUGCAAUGGCACUGGGUAUUUAGCCUGUGCUCGAUGUUCUGCUAGUGGCAUGUUUGUGGAUAUUGAACUCAAUCCGAUCACCGGUGGUCGUGAUCGGCCUUUGAAAUCUGGUGCAAAUCAAAGGUGUCCAAAUUGCUCGGGAUCAGGAAAGGUAAUGUGCCCAACAUGCCUGUGCACGGGAAUGGCUAUGGCAAGCGAGCACGAUCCCCGUAUAGAUCCAUUUGAUUGAAAAUUGAAGACAAGAAGAUAUUCUAUAUAAUUACGUGUUUGUUCUUGUGUUGUGUUGUUUAUACUCUAUACUGUGCUUUUUGUUCUGCUGUCUCCUCUCCGUUGCUGGAUUAAUCUCUAUUUAUUUACUGGGAAUUGAGCUUUACUGAGGCAAUGAUAAACUUGUGGUUACUUAAAACAGUCAACCUAAUAGUACAGUUAAUGGGAAUUAUGGGAGAGAUACCAACCAAAUCGGAAAAUAUUGGUUUUGCAAUUUGGGUUCGGUGGAUUGAGUGCUUUGU